AAAAUAUCACGUGUUUGGAGGGGUGAUAAUAUUGGGGGAAUGGACGCCAUUGGGAAUGGGGGCUGGGGGUUGUGGCAGUGGAAUCCGUUACGGCAGUCUCCACGGCGUCGUAAUCGCCCCAAUUCCGGUUCGGCGGGCGCAACCGGUGGAGGCGGUUUCCGGUUUCCGGUGAAGCAGGCGGUGACCGCCGCCUCCCUCGCCCUCACCGGUGACACAAUCGCUCAGCUCAGCAACCGUUGGAGGAAAGCAAAGGAGGGGGAUGACAGUGUCUCCCAGGAUGUAUUGUCGAACCUACUUUCAGACCAUGAUUGGCUACGUGCUCUGCGAAUGACUUCCUAUGGAUUCCUUUUAUAUGGCCCUGGUUCUUACGCCUGGUACCAGUGUCUUGACCACUAUCUCCCCAAACCAACGGUUCAGAACCUAAUGUUAAAGGUUUUACUAAACCAGAUUGUGUUAGGUCCAUGUGUCAUUGCUGUUGUUUUUGCAUGGAAUAAUUUAUGGCAACGGAAGCUCUCUGAGCUUCCAGAAAAAUACAGAAGAGAUGCUCUUCCAACAUUACUUUAUGGAUUUAGAUUCUGGAUCCCUGUCAGUGUAUUAAAUUUCUGGGUAGUGCCACUUCAAGCUCGAGUGGCUUUCAUGUCAAUGGGUUCAAUAUUUUGGAAUUUCUACCUGUCAUCAACAAUGAUCAAGUAAAAUGCAUGGUCUACCAGGAAUUUUUACACUAGAUUAAUAAGUUUUGGUUGAGGAAAGUUGUGGGGGAUGAGUUAUGACUUGGUGUGCUGUGCAGGAAAUAUGAUAUCAAAGAACAAUUGCAUUUUUCCUUCAUUUCUGACAAUUGUAAAAUUUAUCUUUCAUAUGAAAAGUUAUAGUGUAGGUGCUAGCUUUCAAGAAGGAAUAAUAUUUUUUGGGAUAAUUUGUGUAUGUUGUUUAUUUUUUAAUGCAUAAGCAACUUUACUUAUUUCAGA
This is a messenger RNA of Cajanus cajan (pigeon pea), 965 nucleotides long. Its product is annotated as Peroxisomal membrane 22 kDa (Mpv17/PMP22) family protein. Lineage: Eukaryota; Viridiplantae; Streptophyta; Magnoliopsida; Fabales; Fabaceae. Gene Ontology annotation, cellular component: cytoplasm; membrane. The record is from RefSeq and is a predicted model, not a curated record.